Molecule: messenger RNA, 1689 nt
Organism: Rosa chinensis
Lineage: Eukaryota; Viridiplantae; Streptophyta; Magnoliopsida; Rosales; Rosaceae
Product: zinc finger BED domain-containing protein RICESLEEPER 1-like
Exons: 3
Coding region: 1-1689 (562 amino acids)
Molecular function (GO): DNA binding
Source: RefSeq, a predicted model, not a curated record
AUGGCUUCGAUUCCUUCUAUUCCAUCAAAUUCGAGUACUGGUUCUCUUGGGAAUGAGAUUAUACCUGCAGUACAAAGAGAAGAAGAGGUUCAGUCUCAUAAUCUUGCCACAUCGAAGGAACUCAAGAAAGUUGCUGCAAAGAGAAAGAGGGAACCGGCACAGAAAGGACUAAAGAAACCUCCUCGAAGCUGGGUUUGGGAGCAUUUCACCAAGGAGGAGCACCCGCUUAUGGGAAUUGUUGAUGGAAAGGAGCAGCAGGUUGGGCAUACCACAAGAGCACAAUGUAAGUAUUGUCCUACUCACCUAGCAUGCAAUUCGAUUAGUAAUGGAACUAGUUCUCUGAUAAAGCACAUAGAAGUUCUAUGCAAGGAAUAUCAAUGUAGAAAUCAAUUAGCAGGGGGUCAAACUCAGCUUGUUGCUGAUGGUUUGGAUGAUAGUAUGGUAGCUAGGCAUUGGACUCAAGAAGCUGGCAUUCAAGCUGCUACGGUUAUGAUAGUCAUGGAUGAAAUGCCCUUUAGUGCCAUAGAAAGACCCGGGUUUAGGUAUUUUUGUAAGGUGACGGUUCCAAAAUUUAACGUUCCUUGUAGGAAGGUUAUUGUUAAGAAUUUUUUGAAGAUGUAUGAGUUGAAGAAGGAAGAGCUGAAAAGGGAAUUAAGUUCUCAUUGUGUGUGUUUGACGACCGAUACUUGGACAUUGCUUCAGAACAUUAACUAUAUGGUCUUAACUGCCCAUUUCAUAGAUAAUGGGUGGAAAUUGCACAAAAGAGUUAUCAAUUUCUGUGUGAUCCCAAAUCAUCAGGGAAUUACAAUAGGAAAGAUUUUGGAGUCGUGUUUGAGGGCUUGGUCUAUUGAGAGGGUGUUAACUAUUUCUGUGGAUAAUGCUUCCGCAAAUAAGCAUGCAAUAGACUAUAUCAGGAAAAAAAAUGAACACUUGGGAAAAGGGGACUGUUUUGGGAGUAUAAGAAAUGCAGUUAGAUAUGUUAGAAGUAGCUCAUCAAGGUUGGAUGCAUUCAAGGCUUGUUGUGAAAAGGAGGAUUGUGAGUCGAAGAAGAUUUGUGUGUUGGAUGUUCCAACAAGGUGGAAUUCCACCUACAUUAUGUUGGAGACAGCUCUAGGGCUUAAAAAGGCAUUUGAUAGGCUGCAAGAUGAUGAGGAUGUAAAGUACACGAGUUACUUUGAUGAAGAUGAAGAGUUGGUUGAGGAGGAUGGUGAUGAACCAGAUGAUUUCAGUGUUAAUUUGUCUCAAAUUAGGACCCGGUCUUCUAGGAAGAGAGUUGGACUGCCUAAUGAGGCAGAUUGGGCCAAGGCAGUGGUGUUCACCAAAUUUUUAAAGGUGUUUUACGAAGUUACUUUGAGAAUGGCACACAAGAUGAGGGCUAAGUAUAAAAAAUACUUCGGAAAGCUUGAGGACAUUAACCAACUUUUGUUGGUUGCAUUGGUUUUGGAUCCUAGGUAUAAGCUUAGGAAUGUUGAAAGUAUGUGCAAGUGGAUGUUGAACAUGGAAGAUUCGGUAGUGAAGCAAAAAAGUAGUGAGUUGAAAGACUUGGUGGUGACUCUGACUGAUUUGUAUGCUGCUGCUAAUGGUCCUUCAGGUUCACAAAAGACCAAAUCAAUGUCAUCAUCUGAUGUCACUCAAGUUGGUGGCAGUAGCCAUGUGAGUGGAAAGAUGGCAGAUAUGCUUUGGGAUUGA